Sphaeramia orbicularis (orbiculate cardinalfish) is the source of this 1874-nucleotide messenger RNA. Its product is annotated as casein kinase II subunit alpha'-like. The transcript has 13 exons. Gene Ontology annotation, biological process: peptidyl-serine phosphorylation; regulation of chromosome separation; peptidyl-threonine phosphorylation. The coding region runs from base 468 to 1523 and encodes 351 amino acids. NCBI's taxonomy places the organism in Eukaryota, Metazoa, Chordata, Actinopteri, Kurtiformes, Apogonidae. The record is from RefSeq and is a predicted model, not a curated record. Gene Ontology annotation, cellular component: cytosol; nucleus; protein kinase CK2 complex. Gene Ontology annotation, molecular function: ATP binding; protein serine/threonine kinase activity.
UUCCGGUUUCGCUGAUUCAUUUCCGGGUGAACUUUGCCGCAGAGGUUAGCUUCGGCUCUAGCUGCCUCUGAGCUGAUUCAUUAUUUUCUCCAAACUCAGACUUUGACGUUAGCCUCCUGCCUCGGCGGCUGAUCGAUCCCUCGGGCGGUGGACGGUACUGGAGCCGAAGUCCACGGACCCGUGGCCCCGCGACAGCUGUCCACGACGAGCUGGCGGGUCUUCAUCCCUUCCUGACUCACUUCCUGUUCAGGGGCGUGUCUCCAUCGUUCUUCGUAGCUCUGUCCGUCUGCACCGCCGCCGCAUCGGACCGGUCCGACGCCCCUCAGCUCAACGCUUCGGCCGCCGACGCCAAUGCGAAGCACGGCGCCACCGUCUUAGAGCCGCACAUUCUGCAGAGUCGGUGCGCCGCCUUCAGGUACCGAACCAGCUGCACUUUAGGAGGAGGAGCCAGUCCUGGACACAGAGCGAUGCCCGGAUCCACGACGCCGGCCAGCAGCAAGGCUCGGGUUUACACCGACGUGAACACGCAGAAGAACCGCGAGUACUGGGACUACGACGCUCAUGUGCCAAACUGGAGUAACCAAGACAACUACCAGCUGGUGCGAAAGCUGGGCCGAGGGAAAUACAGUGAAGUAUUCGAAGCCAUAAAUGUGACCAACAAUGAAAAGGUGGUGGUGAAAAUCCUCAAGCCGGUGAAGAAGAAGAAGAUCAAACGGGAAAUUAAAAUCCUGGAAAACCUGCGUGGAGGAACCAACAUCAUCCGCCUGGUGGACACGGUCAAAGACCCCGUGUCCCGAACACCAGCGCUUGUCUUUGAGUGCAUCAAUAACACAGAUUUUAAGGAGCUUUACCAGAAGCUGACGGACUAUGACAUCCGUUACUACAUGUAUGAGCUCCUUAAGGCUCUGGACUACUGUCACAGUAUGGGCAUCAUGCACAGAGAUGUCAAACCACACAACGUGAUGAUCGACCACCAGCUGAGGAAGCUUCGUCUCAUCGACUGGGGGUUGGCAGAGUUCUAUCAUCCCGCUCAGGAAUACAACGUCAGGGUGGCCUCGCGGUACUUCAAAGGCCCCGAGCUGCUAGUGGACUAUCAGAUGUACGACUACAGCCUGGACAUGUGGAGUCUGGGCUGCAUGUUGGCCAGUAUGAUCUUCCUGAAGGAGCCAUUCUUCCACGGACAGGACAACUACGACCAGUUGGUUCGUAUCGCUAAAGUCCUGGGCACCGAUGAGCUCUUCGGUUACCUCCACAAAUAUCACAUAGAACUGGACACACGCUUCAAAGACCUGCUGGGACAGCAGACGCGGAAGCGCUGGGAGCAGUUUAUCCAGGCAGAGAACCAGCACCUGGUGAGUCCAGAGGCCCUGGACCUGUUGGACAAACUGCUGCGCUAUGACCACCAGCAGAGGCUGACGGCAGCAGAGGCCAUGCAACACCCGUACUUCUAUCCGGUGGUGAAGGAACAGGCCAACGCCAACACAGACGGAACCAAGGCAAUAAGCAGCUCCAACGCAACAUGAUGACGACGGAGACCAGGAACAGUGUUUGUUACCUCAGCUUGUGACGUUUUUGUGGCCGAAGCCUCUGCCUCCACUUCUACAGCCAUACAGGAGCAUCGUGUCAGCUCAGCCAAGACCAGAACCAGAACCAGUCCAACCUGAUCCCACAUCAGCGCUGACACCUCCUCCCCUCCCUGUUUGAACCCAUAAACCAGAGACUGUGGGUGAGCGCAGCCGCCGCCGAGCGGAACCGACCCAGACCCAGACCCGGCUCAGAACCAGAACCAGGUAACUGAGCGCCACGGAGGCUCUUUCUGCUACGUUAGAACAAAAGUUAUAUUGACAGAGAAUAAACCAUUUUUAUUUAAACCA